GGCCAUCCGCGGCUCGGCGGCGACGGCGACAUGGAGAGCGGGGCCUAUGGCGCGGCCAACGCUGGCGGCUCCUUCGACCUGCGGCGCUUCGUGUCGCAGCCUCAGGUGGUGACGCGCCUUGUGAGCAUGGUCUUGGCCUUGAUCGUGUUCUCCUGCAUCUUCGGCGAGGGCUACACCAACAUUCACACAUCUGACCAGCUAUACUGCGUGUUCAAUCAGAACGAGGAUGCCUGCCGCUAUGGCAGUGCCAUCGGGGUGCUGGCCUUCCUGGCUUCAGCCUUCUUCCUGGUGGUUGAUGCCUUCUUCUCCCAGAUAAGCAAUGCCACUGACCGCAAGUACCUGGUCAUUGGAGACCUGCUCUUCUCGGCUCUCUGGACCUUCCUGUGGUUUGUUGGUUUCUGCUUCCUGACAAACCAGUGGUCAGCCACGAAACCCGAAGAUGUCCGGGUAGGAGCGGACUCAGCGCGGGCAGCCAUCACCUUCAGCUUCUUCUCCAUCUUCUCCUGGGGUGUGCUGGCUUCCCUGGCCUACCAGCGAUACAAGGCUGGAGUGGAUGCCUUCAUUCAGAACUACGUGGACCCCACCCCGGAUCCCAACACAGCCUAUGCCUCCUACCCUAGUGCCUCUGUGGAAAACUACCAGCAGCCACCCUUCACCCAGAAUGUGGAGACUACUGAGGGCUACCAGCCUCCUCCAGUGUACUGAGCAGCCAGGAACAAAGAGGCAGGGAGAGUGCUGGGGAGGGGGGCACCCCUCUACCCUGGACUCCUCUCAAGGUUUGCUGUCCAGAACUGUAGUCCCUUGCCUGUUACAGUUGACAGCCAGAAUCCAUGCCUUUCUGCAUCCCAGCUGCAGCCAGAGCACACCUGAAGUGCCCAUGCCCAGAGGGACUUCACCACCACCAACCCGAUCCUCAAGGGCAUUUUUGAGGAAAGGGUUUUUACGAGAUCUUUUUUGUGCCUGACCCCAGUACUGUAGAUGGAACCCAGGGCCUUGGAUUUGCUUAACCAGCGCUAUCAUCCAGCUGUGUGCUCCUCGUUGCUUUUAAUAACCCUGAAUCCCUUGUCAGAGAGCCAGAGGCAGGGGCCUGCUACGCGCCUUUUCUGACAUCUGCCAGUUUCUCCACAGUUAGAGACCAUGGGAGGCCCAACUCUUUUUUUUUUUUUUCCUCCAAAGACAAGGUUGGGGAUCCUUGUGCCUGUCUCCUCGGAGUGCUCACCUCCUCACGACCUCACUCAGGGUCAGUCCCCAGCUCCGGCUGGGCUGCUUGCUCACUGCUGUCUUCUGGGGGUCACCACUGUGCCAACCGUCCCCAGGGUGCUUGCCUGCCAGCUGCAGGGCACGCAGAGGGACUAAAUACCACUUCCUUCUUGCCCCCGCCCCUGGCAGAAGGGACGGAGACUUGCCUGGAUUUAACACCCAGCUUUAUGUAAAUACUCCCAAGCAGCUGUUAGAUAUUAGAGGGAGGGCAGGAACCCCUGCACUGAAUGUAUUGGAGACUUGGUGGGGACACCCCUGCCCUCAGGUUCUGUAGACUAGUUUGGAGAUGGAAUAAACCUUUUUCUCAGCG
Messenger RNA from Grammomys surdaster, 1570 nucleotides. It is a transcript of the gene Syngr2, whose product is annotated as synaptogyrin 2. Gene Ontology annotation, cellular component: synaptic vesicle membrane; neuromuscular junction. The transcript has 4 exons. The record is from RefSeq and is a predicted model, not a curated record. Lineage: Eukaryota; Metazoa; Chordata; Mammalia; Rodentia; Muridae. The coding region runs from base 31 to 705 and encodes 224 amino acids.